This is a messenger RNA of Struthio camelus australis, 2766 nucleotides long. NCBI's taxonomy places the organism in Eukaryota, Metazoa, Chordata, Aves, Struthioniformes, Struthionidae. The record is from RefSeq and is a predicted model, not a curated record.
ACCCGCCGCCCCAGUACGGAUACAAGAACCUGGUCCCUCUCCUUGCUGAGGAAAGGACAUAAAGCCAGGUAUGCAGCCUGUUUUCAGAGUCCUGGACGUGCCUUUUGUCCUGUGUGCUUUUGCCUCUGAUCAGGAUUUUGGUUACUCAGUCUCAAAGAGCCUUUCAAGUGUCCCUUGCGGCAGCUUGAUUCUCAGAAGCUGUUAACUUUGUGACAACCACGUGCACAUCCUGGAUUACAACUCACUGACAAAAUCAGGAUGAGAAGGGAGAUCGGCCAGCCCAGCUGAGACCACUUAGAGAUGACAAAGCAAAAGCUUCUGUUUGAUGGGACACUCUCCUUACUUCUGAUUGUGACCUGUGAAGCUCAGCAGCUCCCAAAAGGUCAUGUUGCCACUAGUUCUGGUCCUCUCUGUGAGAAAGAGGCAGAGUCCUGGGGAAACCUUUUCAGUAAUGAGCGGCUGGAUGCCUGGAUCUGUUCCCUUAUUGGCUCGUUCAUGGUGGGGCUGAGCGGGGUCUUCCCCUUGCUGGUGAUCCCUUUUGAAACAGGAGCUGCUCUGCGGUCAGAAGCUGCAUCACAUCGUUUGAAGCAGUUGUUGAGCUUUGCAAUUGGUGGGCUUCUGGGGAAUGUGUUUCUGCACCUGCUUCCUGAAGCUUGGGCCUACACAUGCAGUGCAACAGCAGGAGAAGGGCAGAGCUUUCAGCAGCAGAAACUUCUUGGUCUCUGGGUGAUCAUUGGUUUCCUGACCUUCCUGGCACUAGAGAAGAUCUUUCUAGAGAAAGAAGAGAAGGAUUGCCCAGUUGUGGGCUCUGAUUUUAAAGCACCAGCAGGGAAAAUUCCCAAUGGAAGUGGCUUUUCCACUCCUCUCCAGUCUCGUUUGACAGACAAUAGGAUCAAGAUUAGUGGAUACCUCAAUCUGCUGGCCAACACCAUUGAUAACUUUACACACGGCCUAGCAGUAGCAGCCAGCUUCCUGGUUAGCAGAAAGGUGGGGCUCCUAACCACAAUGGCAAUUCUCCUGCAUGAAAUACCACAUGAGGUAGGGGACUUUGCAAUCCUACUUCGGGCUGGGUUUGACCGCUGGAGUGCAGCCAAGAUGCAGCUUUCCACAGCUCUAGGGGGGAUUCUAGGAGCCUGCUUUGCAAUAUGCGCUCAGUCACCAAAAGGAGCAGGGGAAACAGUAGCCUGGAUCCUCCCUUUCACUUCUGGAGGAUUCUUGUAUAUUGCCUUGGUAAAUGUUGUGCCUGAUCUCCUGGAGGAAAAGAAUCCUUGGAACUCCCUACAGCAAGUUCUGCUCCUGUGUACAGGCAUUACAGUCAUGGUGCUACUCUCGCUCACAACAGAGUGACCUCUGUGCAGACCUCAUGACGCCUCCCAGAGCCACCACAGUGACUCUGAGCUGACAAAGCAAUAAGGAACACUAUUGUUACUUCCUAUGUGUGCACAUGUGGAUCUGGCUGCUAGUAUGAGAAGCAGGUGAGAAAGAGGUCUGGGUGCGCAAGACUUCAUUCCCUGGCUCUCCUAUCCCUGUUCUGCUAAAAUCCCACACAUCAGGGCUUCCUUUUUUUUUUUUUUUUUUUAAAUGGAGCAAAAGAUACAGUGAGCAGAAAUGAACUGAAUGACUGCUCCACAGGGAAUGGACAAUGUUUCAUUCAUCCAUUAUGAUGGAACUGCACCUCUCAAGCUCUUGCAUGGAAACAAAUGACGCUAUCCCUGUAGCUGGUGAAGAGGAAGGACUUGUCCUACCACUCAAAGGGUUGGGGACAAAACAGGGAUGGCAAAGCAACAAUAAAUUAACAGCUUUAACCACAGCUCUACCCACCGGGAGUUAUGGUGCUAUGAAAACCUGCAUUGUAGAUAGUGGGGGAAAGGUCCCUUUCCAACUUGAUCUCUGCCUGUUCAAUGAGAUCACUUGUUUCUAAAGGUAGUAUUAGCCUUGGUAGUCCACCCUUUUGGCUUACUUUGUAUUCAUUUAUGUUGAAAUCAAGCCAGAAACUUGAGGCACUUUGGGACAGUUCACAACAAUUAAAUGGCUCAGCUUGAAGAUUACUUGCCUCAGCCUUAACCACUCCAGUAACCGGCACGGCAUAGCCGUUUAUCUGAAAAACGGUCAGCAAAUGUUUCUUCUAUUGCUAGACUAUCAGCUUACCUAUAUCUGGAAGGCAAGUCAUGGAGUUGCUGCUACUGGCCUCCCUCCCCACCUCCCUCUCCCCGUAAACAUUAGCUGAGCAUGGCUCUGAGCCUGCUCUCAAGACCUGACUCACCCACUGUCUUCCGCAAGCCAAGUUUCAGAGCUCUCUUGAGGUGGAGAGGUUGGCAUGUUAGCCCUGUUCGGCAUGCUAGAGCAGCCCUAGGCUGAGGUUUGGGCAGGGGCUGAGCACAAUACAGCCCCGUCCACCACAGGUAAUUCAAGGCUGGCUCUUCCUCUGUUCAACGUAGAGUAUUUAAGAACAUGCUAUAACCAAAAAUAUGGAUAGUAGUCUACUGGGCUUUUUACCUCACAGUGGAGUUGGUCUGUUGGGGAUGAAUGGGUAGGAAAUAAUACUGACAGUUCUUUAAAGGAAAGGACACAGCAGCAAAGAACUCAGGAAGGGUGAAAUGGGAAGGGUGAAACUGCUGGUGAAAAGAUUACAAAUGAGUCUGGAAAAGCUAAGUGUGCUAAGUAAGGAGAGAACAGGGUAUGGAAGGGUGGCAGUGAGUAUGCUUUAAGAGGAGUUUUCUGUUGUGUAUUGCUUGGGAUUCAAUUUGUUGACAAUCUGAGACCAAU